AUGAGGCUGAUCGCGGCGAUUCUCGUCGUCGCUCUCUCGGGUGCAGCUGCGGUGUCCGGCCAAGACCUCGGCGGUCACGCGCUCUUCGUGAGAACCGCGGACGCGGAUCCCGCACGCUCGAGAGUCCAACGGGCUGCUACCACGGUAUCGCCGGCAGACAUGAUGGCGCACAAUAUCCUAGAGUGGAUUCAAGGGCUCUACCAGCAGGGCACACGUAAAAUUCGCCAGCAAUCGGACUCGAACGGUUACUUGCCGCCCUACAGCACUCAACGGCCGCCUGAGAAACCGCGACCUUUCCAGGCGGCCACGGGUUCUCAGCAGAAUGACGUAACGGGCUACCCCGCGCAGCGGCCGUCGUCGCAGUACACCCCACCGGACCUCGGCGGUUACCCGUCCGGGCAACCCUCGACGCCGUUCUCCACUCCGAGACCGAGCCAGCAGCCCUCGUCGACGUACGUGCCGCAGGGCUUCAGGGGCUCCACGUCCUACAACCCGCCCCGGCCGAGUCAGCCCUCGUACAGCAACGCGGGCUCGUCGGCUUUCCCGCCGCUGAUCUCCCCGGAAUCGUCGUCCACUUACCUUCCGCCGCAGCCGCCGUCAUCGACCAUCAGCCCGAGACCGUCCCCUUCCGAAUCCAUGAUCGGAGUCUCAGGACCCUCAGGACCAACCCCGACAAGAGGCUAUCCUAGUACAGGUUUCCCCAGCUCGGGGGCGGGAUUUACGCCUUCGACAGCUGGAUAUCAAACCACCGGAAGACCAUUCCCUCCCUUUACUACACCAGGUGAAACUGGCGUGAGUGCUGGUGGUAGUGCGGGUACCACAGGAGAAGGCCCUGGAAUUUCAACUGCAAGUGGUACUGCUACUGGUGUUUCAACUACUGGUACUGGAGAGGUCACUCAAACUGUGGAAGAUCUUAGUCAUCCCCCGCAUAUCCAUAGUCUUGAUGUCGAAUGCAGUAAAACAAUGAUGACGAUCAAUAUCGAAUUCAAUCGCGCUUACGACGGCAUUAUUUAUUCUAAGGGAUAUUUCAUGAAUCCGGAAUGCACGUACGUAAGACAGAAUUCCGGCUCGACGCAGUAUUCUUUCACUGUGAAUCUGGACUCCUGCGGAACGCAAUUCAUCAACGAUUUCGAGGGCGAAGCUGGUCAAGCGUAUCUGGAAAACGUCCUCGUAUUGCAAAACGAACCGGGUAUACAAGAAGUCUGGGACACAGUUCGAAGAGUGCGAUGCCUCUGGGAAGGGAACAUCAAUAAGGCUCUAACGGUGAAUCUCUCAGUAGAUAUGUUGAACCAGGAGAUAGUUACCUUCAGUGGCGAUACCGCGACAGCCAAACUGGAUAUCCAAAUCGGCAAAGGACCUUUCGCACCCGCGGCCGACGGACUCGUAAAGAUCGGAGAAACAAUGACCUUAGUGGUCUCCGUGGAGGGCGAUCCUGGUUUCGAUCUUCAGGUGCGCGACUGUCUGGCGCGGGACGAAGCCUCGACCAACAUGCUGCAGCUUACCGACGAAAGGGGCUGCAUCUUAAAACCGAAGCUGUUCGGUGCCUUCCAAAAGACAAACGAUACCGGCAAUACGGGCGCAUCUAUUAUCGCUUACGCUUUCUUCCAAGCCUUCAAAUUCCCCGACGUUAUGGAUCUCUUCAUCGAAUGUAAUGUCGAACUGUGUAAAACUAAUUGCGAACCUUGUCCGGAAGCAAAUCAACAAAUUGAGCCCGGAAGACGUCGUCGAUCGGUAACAUAUGCUCCGCCGUCGAGCAACACGACGAACGCGGUUCUGUUGUCGGAUCCGGUUCGUGUUGGACGGCGUUUCAAAGUGAUCAUGUUAGACGACUUGAGCGCAGCAUCCAGCCAGAUCCUCGACAGUAUGGAGGAAACGGCGGUCGAGGCGAUGAUAAAAGCGAAAGAGGUCUGCAUGAGCAACAGUGGAUUUUACACGACCUUCUCUCUCAUGUUAAGCACACUCUUCGUCGCGACCAUAAGCGCGGCUGUGCUAUAUGUUAAAUUACAACGGAUCCGCAAUCCGAAAUUCGUGGAUUCGUAGGAUUAUGGUAUUGUUCUUGCAAUCUCUUUAUCGAAACAAUACCAGCUGAAGGAAGUUGCGUGGAGAACAACAAACGCGUGCCAGUAAUCAAAUAAUAACUUAAACGAUAAGAGCUAUUGUUUCCAUCGCUUCGUAAUUAUUCAAUCGCGGAGGAAUUGCUGAAGAAAAAACGUAUAUUACGGAAUUUGAAACAACUGUUAUUAAUAGUUGAUAUGAGAGCAGAAACUUUUUCCUACGUAUAUUGCUUCUAAAUAUUUAUAAAUAAAUUCUUAUAAAACAUUACUUUCGUCCAAACGUAGGAAAUUUAUUCUGCUCGGAUAACAGAACACACAGAGAGAGAAGCCAUAUAUAAUUUACAUAUCAAUUUAUAAAUAUAUCUAACAAACUAUUCGUGCAAGUCCUCGAAUGACGAUAGUGCUCAUUUUGCGUAAUGCUUUGAAUACCGAUACGAUAUGGUAUUUAUUGCGAUUUCAAUGUCAGCAAUGAUAAUGUAAAUCUUAAGUAUUUGAAAAAUAAAUUAUGAUAUUUGUAAAAAAAGA
Molecule: messenger RNA, 2579 nt
Organism: Wasmannia auropunctata (little fire ant)
Lineage: Eukaryota; Metazoa; Arthropoda; Insecta; Hymenoptera; Formicidae
Exons: 9
Coding region: 1-2040 (679 amino acids)
Source: RefSeq, a predicted model, not a curated record